Haemonchus placei is the source of this 303-nucleotide messenger RNA. NCBI's taxonomy places the organism in Eukaryota, Metazoa, Nematoda, Chromadorea, Rhabditida, Trichostrongylidae. The record is from the annotation of a GenBank genome assembly.
CAUCAAUUUACUCGUGAUGUCUAUUAUUCCUACUAUAUCCCAAAUAUUCCUGAUUCUUCAUUGAACUCACAUCUGCAAAGUAAUCGCUUCGAAAAUGCGCUUCAUGCUGCACUGUGGAACAUUCAGAAGCUGUCUCCCGAUGAAGGGGAUAUACUGAUGAAGUAUGUGUACAAAGCAAUGGAAAUAACACCUGAAAUUCUUAAUCUAGAUUUGCAUCUUUCAAAUAUAUUUUUUACUUGUUAUUUUGCUCGUUUUGGUCCCGGAUCAAUAAUACGCGUCUUCUCUGACCAAAGUCGCCUUUGA